CCCGCCACCGAGAUAUCAGAAGCGGACAAGCCCGGUGCUGCAGCAAGCAAGACUAAGAUCAGGCCAAAGACAUCGACCAAAAAAACCAAAGCAGGUGGCAAGGAUGCCAAUCUGGAUGUUAUCUGUGCCGUCCAGACCCAGACAGUCAAUGCGAAGGGUACCAGCACCUUUCUCACAUGCCGGCGAUCACUGUCAUGCAAG
Molecule: messenger RNA, 201 nt
Organism: Sphaeroforma arctica JP610
Lineage: Eukaryota; Ichthyosporea; Ichthyophonida
Exons: 1
Source: RefSeq, a predicted model, not a curated record